CAACACCUUGGUUUCAGCAGAGUGUCCGAGAAGCAUACGGUACGACAACUUCUUCUGACGUCCUUGGUUGGGUCUCCAUCGAGGCGUAGAAGGCGCAACUUGCUCGGACGAAGCCGGGCCGAGUUGAGGCGGGCUUUGAGCUCCAGCUUCAUUCCAUGACGAGCUCACAAAGUCCGUCUUGACACCUUCAUGUAGUUAGUGGCGCAAUGGCGGCACGAGCCAACACAUGGCGAGCGCUACUGCGUACGACUCGCACGCGAGUAGCAUCUUCCCAACGAAGCCUAACCACCACGUCGGUUCGCCGAACAGACGGCGUUUUUCGACAACUCACCGACCAGAGGGUACAGACACCAUGGAUCGAGGCCUUCAGGAAGCGGCAACGAGAGGGCCAUGAUGCGGCACCUGGCGAGAAGAAGCCGUCCACGCCAUCUAAUCGUGACCUAACUCCCAAAAAGAUGUCGGAUAGUCAUUACAGCAUCUUACCACUCGCUCAAGACCCAUGGCUGCUGGAUACAUACUUGAACUCUUCUGGCCAUAUCCGGCUCGGUACAAUCUUUAUGGAUCUUGAUGCUCUUUCCGGGGUAAUCGCGUACAAGCAUACCGGCGAUGAUGUGACAACCGUGACCGCAGCCUUUGACCGUAUCACGAUCAAUCAUCCCCUGCAUGAGAUCUGUGACUUGCAAUUGAGCGGUCAAGUGAGCUACACGGGUCGAAGCAGCAUGGAGAUCAGCCUGCAAGUCGCAAGAGCGCCACAGCCCGGUCAAAAGGUCAAGCAGGAGGAUGUGAUGAUUACCUGUCAAUGUACGAUGGUGUCGUUGGAUCCGUCGACGAAGAAGCCGGUCGAGAUUGCGCAAGUGCGGAGAGACACCGAUGAGGAGAAGCAGCUCUUCGAGCAGGGCGAGAAGAACAGCAAGCACCGCAAGGAUCUUGCCAAGCGGUCAUUGCUCAAAACGACGCCGAACGACGAGGAGAGCGAUUUGAUCCACGCAAUGUGGCAGCGGCAACUGCAGUACCACGAUCCAAACGACUCGCUACGCAAACCAGACAAUGUACACUUCAUGGACACGACUCGCCUCAAUACAGCCAAUAUUAUGCAACCACAGUACCGCAAUCGACACAACUUCAUGAUAUUCGGAGGCUUCCUGCUCAAACAGACCUUUGAGUUGGCCUUUUGCUGCGCCGCAUCAUUUGCGCACACCCGUCCAACGUUCGUCUCGCUCGACCCUUCGACCUUUCAGAAUCCGGUCCCUGUUGGCUCCGUAUUGUAUCUGACAGCCACGAUUGUCUAUACCGACCCGCCGCUUGUGUCCAACAGCAACGAAGGUGCAGCAGCGGAGCAGAGUCAGAGCGAUAACCAGCAGACUCGCGUGCAAGUCAGAGUAGACAGUAAGGUGCGGAAUGUGGAGCACGGCGAGACGAAGCCGACUGGGCAGUUCAAUUACACGUUCACUGUGGAUCGAAACAUCAAGGUGCUGCCCAGGACGUAUACCGAGUUCAUGAUGUACGUCGAUGCGAGAAGAAGAGUGCGAAGGGUAAUGGAGAGCAUGCAAGAUGGUGAGAUCGCGGACCGUAAGAAAGGGGACGGCAUCACAGAAUGAGGAAUGACUCACUUGUUUAGCAUACCAAGCGAUUUCCAGUUUGAUCGUCCUGAUGGAAGUAGCGUCUCUACAUAUACCUUGUUCUUAUGAGAAGGUAAAUGACUCGGUUGGAAGCCUGAGCUCGCAAACUCGCAUGACUC
Molecule: messenger RNA, 1738 nt
Organism: Baudoinia panamericana UAMH 10762
Lineage: Eukaryota; Fungi; Ascomycota; Dothideomycetes; Mycosphaerellales; Teratosphaeriaceae
Exons: 2
Coding region: 207-1598 (463 amino acids)
Biological process (GO): acyl-CoA metabolic process
Cellular component (GO): mitochondrion
Molecular function (GO): fatty acyl-CoA hydrolase activity
Source: RefSeq, a predicted model, not a curated record